AAUCUGUCGUUACCAAAAAAAAGCAUUUGUGAUAUUUACAUGUGUACAUAUGAAAAAGCCAGUUAAGUGUUUUUUCUAAGUUGUACAUAUCUAGGUAAGUUGAUUGGGCAAGUUUUUUAAUUCAUUGAUUGAUCAAUCGCAUUAUGCGCAAAUGCAGGUUUUACAGACCAAGUUUGCAUUUGCGUAUAAUGCGAUUGAUCACUCGAUGAAUUAAAAAACUCGCUCGUUGUUAUAGACAUCUAGCUGCAUCUACAUUUAUUAAUGAAUUAAUUGUGAAAAAGAUAGAGUGUAAUAUUUCCUGAAACAUUUUUCUCAGAAUUUUUUACAUAAUUUUACAAAAUUUCUAUAUGAAUUCUAUAUAACUUUUUAAUAUUGUUGUACUCGACGAGACGAGCACACAAAACACUCGCGAAGGGAAGAACGAACGCACAACACGAAAUGAUUAGACACUCUUUUAUAAAAAGGAACACUGACUUUAAUCAAAUGACUAGAGGAGGCCGGGGUAAAAUGUUCCUGGGGACCAACGUUGUUACGGUGGUUAUAAUUUUAAAAUAAUAAAAGAUAGCGAUAUGUUCUAAGUACGUCACGAAACAACAACCGAUCACGCAAGUGCGGCAACUAUCUUAAUAUCGCAAGUAGCGUUUAACUUAAUUUACGCCGCGGUCUGUGUAAAGACAUGCUCGUAAAUCAAAUUUUUUUCAAUUGACAGCAAGGAUUAACAAUAUCAAAUAAAGAAAUAUUAAGCCCAAUAAGGACUGUUAGACACAUUUUGUAAGGAAAUGUUAUUUCUUCGAGAAAAGAAGCGUAAUCGAUUCUGGCUGGGCUACAGCUGCAUUAGAAAUUCUACUAUAGUUUCUCCUACCAACUGUUAGCCUGUGUUAGACUGCGUUUCGAAAUUAACUGCUGGUAUUAAAAUCCAUAGUACAUAGUUAUACAAAGAGAAGACUGAGAGUAAUUUACUGAAAUAAUAUUGGAACGCGUAGCUGUAUCUUUUGUUCAGAAAUGAUUCGGAGAAAGAGCGUCUUAAAUACUUUUAAGGUAAAACAUCGAAAAAAACAUUUUUAUUUAUUAUUUUUUUAAUGUUUUUGUAGGCUAAAUGUACACAGGACUUUCUUAAUUCUUUUCGUAAAAACAAAAGAAUAAUUGGUUACCUUGUCACGUGUAACGCGUUGACGCGUCCUAUGUGCAUUUAGCAAUAUUAAAGUACAAAGUUAUUCGAUAAAUAGCAUAUUCAAUAAGUUUGAUUGUAGUUUUAUUGUUCUCUAAUCUAUAGCUUAUUUUAUAUUAUAUGUAUUAUAUGUUUUCAGUACUAGUCUUUAUACAAUCUAUAUGCGCCUGUGGAAGGUUUAUAUACAUAUAUACAGUUGCAUAUAUUUUGCAAUACUUUCUCUUUAUUGUGAAUAAAUAUAAUUUUAUAACGAAAUAGUUUUUUAAUUAAAAUCAUUUUAUUAAAUUUAUUCUUGUGAUGGACCAUAUUACCACCCUUGUUCCUCUUCAAUCCAUUAUGUAGUGUUGUUACAUUUUUAUAGAUAAUAUUUAACCUAUUAAAUACGUUAUAACAUUAAAUCUAAAAUUUAUUGAAAAACAGUUUGAUGAAUGUAAUUGUUAAGUUUUUAAUUUAAAUUAUUGAUUAUUAACAAAGUUAUUAUAUAUAAGUUAUUAAAUAGAUGGCCAUAAUAACAUCUCUAUAUUUCAAAUUACAUGCUAUGAUGUACAAUUGAAUACGAUACUAGUUUCGAAUUGACUGCAGUCUUCUUUAGCCUUAUAUUAAUUAAAUUAAUACAUAUAAAUUAACUGUAUAGAUGAGUAAACUACAAACGACAUCAAAGGUGUUUAAAUUCAAUAAGUAAGUGAAUAAUACAAGGCUAACAACAUAAAGUGAUAUAUAUAUAUAUAUAUAUAUAUAUAUAUAUAUAUAUAUAUAUACGCCAGCAAUACAAAAUCAGAAUCAAAGGAGUAAAAUAAUGUCAAACUAAUGAUCUGUAAUAAAGGGAGGAACCUGGUUUAGACGGUCACAAAAAUUGAUUUUUCUAAAGUUGUCUUAAUCAAUAAUAGCACUAUCUGAGAAUAUCUUCUUAAAAUAUUAGACCAGAUUUAAAAAAUUUACAGCCUCUGAGUCGAGCGUAAUACUUAUGGGUUCCGAAAACUUCAAAUCCGUUUUUCUCAAAACAGUCAAAUCUAAUCAUUCCAUUGAAUUGUUUCUGGUCUUGUUUUGUAGAUAAUUAAUGUCUCUUCUCUAUGUACUAAAAUGUUAUUAUGUGUUUUAUUGUGAAAUUGUGACCUUUCUCGUAUUUAAAUUCGUAAAAAUGAACCGCAAGUAUAAGUUUCUUUGAAUUUUAUAUCUAAAAGCAUAUUUUUCACUCCUUUCAAUAUCCACAUAGCACGUAAUAUGGCAGUGAUAUUACAGCAAUAUCACUUUUUUAUUGCAAUAUUACAACGAAAUAUAUCAGAAAUAUCACUGAAACAUCAUUAGACAUUACCUUGUUUUUUAGGAUUAAAUAUUGCAACAAUAUCACUAGAAUAUUUUAAUGUAAUAUAUCAGCAAUAUUUCUGUGAUAUUUUACAGUAAUAUAUAAUAUUUCUGUAAUAUUGCAAUACUACUGUGAUAUCACUGCAAUAUUACGUACUAUGUAAGUAGUUAUCUGUGUGUUUUCUUAUCUGAAUAAUUUUAUCUCGUUAUUCUGUUUCAUGGUGUAAGAAUACACCAUGUUCUGUUUUAUCCAAAUUCUGUUUAUUUACAAAUGUCGGAAAGUUUAGCUUAUGCGUUUUCCUGCCUGAAUAACUUCACUUUACAUGCUUUUGUAAGGAACACGGUAGUAGAAUCCUAUAUAAAGAGAGAAGCGACAUCGAACCAAGGGAGUGAAACCUACAUAUGAAAAGUGAACAGAUAUGUGAAAACAAAAACGGGGAUAAAUGCAUGUGCGCGCAUGACGUCAUGCAGUGGUGGGACUAUUCCCACUACGGCAUGAUUCUAUUUUUUAAUCGUCAUUUUGAGUGUAGUCGCAAAGUGUAGAAAACAAGUGGUUAGGAUUGCUAAUGCAAUUCUUCAUUUGCAUAUAAUUACAUAUUUUAUACAAUUAAGAUUUUGAUUAUCCGAGUUUUUUUUCUUUCGAAACGAACAAACUUUGGACUGAGCUUCUAACUAAGUUCUGUAGGAAACCAAAUCAUUCAAGACAAAAUUGUAUUACUGAAGCCGGACCGAACAGUACAUACAAUUCAUCAUAAUUCAUCAUGAUUACAGAUAUACUUUUGAGUUGCACAAGAUUAUCUGUACGUGUUGGAUAGUUUAUUCCAUGGACGGAUCCGCCAACUGUUUAGGCAAUGCUGUAAUAUGCGUAAAUAAAUAGCGAGAUGUGACACAGUAUAUAUGUAUAUAUUAGUGUAUAAGGAAAUGGUCGAAUAUUGCCAAACAUUGGAAAUUUAGAAUUUCUAGUUUAACAGCUACUAAGAAGGUCGUAGAGUAUAAAGGUCUCUUGGUCAAGGGCUCUAUUGCUUGACUUCCUAGGUGAGCGCUUUUUGGCUGGCCACCGCCUCUCUCUUGGUUUUAAUGCAUCUCAUCUGUGGAUAACCUAUAUCUUCGGUGCUGCCUGCCGUUCGACACCGCAUCGUGCGCGUGCUCGGGACCUGACGGAUCUGUUUGUGCGGUGUCUCUCGCGCCUCUGUGUGGGGCUGCUAGGCUGAAUCUGUUCGUGAGUGCUGUUUUCGAUUUCCUGGAGUCUGUUCGUAAGUUUCUGUUAAUCAGCUACUCUCUCUACGAUGACUCUUGCUUGCACACACUGUAAGCGCUUUAUUGCUGUUAUCAACGCGCUAUGCUGCAACCGCAAUCCCAAACACAUUUACUACGAGGACUACGCCUGGAACUUGCACGGCUCCGCAUCUGGCUCCCUCGAUCUUUCAAUGCUUUCCUACCCGGCCUGCCAGACGCAGAGCCACCAUGGAAAUUUUUCUGAUUCUCAUGACCCGGUGCUCGCGAGUGCUGAAUUGUCAUCGGCCGCACCUUCCGCCGAACAGGACUCUAUUAGGAGCCUCAUUGCUACGGUGCUUGCUAAGGUCGAGGAUAUUGAGCGCAAGCUUCCUCGAUCUCCCUGCGAUGAGGGAACAGUUGCGGGAUCUUCCGGAAUUGAAGGCUCAGCUGGCCUCGCUUGAGCGUGGCUUUCAGCAGUCCUUAGGAUCUAUUGAGGCUAAGACCGAGGCGGUGACGUCCUCUGUUCGUGACAUUGACGUAAGGCAGAUCAUUCGGGAUGCUCGUGUCCUUGUCUUGGAAGCACGGCCUUCUGAUGGCUUUGGCACGCCUGCGGGCCAUCUUGAGAAGCAUCUCUUGAGCGCGCUAGACUCAGCUCCGAGCUCAUCAUGUUCAGCGUGAAGGAGCUCCCUUCCAACAUCCAUGCCAUUACCACCAGCAUCGCCUCCGCACUGGGAGUCGCGGUUUCGCCUACCGAGAUCGCGUUCUGUGUGUAGAUUCCAUCUAAAGACUAUUCGCGCCCCAUCAUCGUCAAACUAUCCUCCAGUGAUGCCCGUAAUCGGUGGAUCGAUGGGAAGAGGGCCAAAGGAGUCCUUGAGGGUGCCAAGGUGUCUACGGGACUCUAGAGCUCCAGAAUCGAUAUCAAUGAGACUGCUGGCUGCAGUGAGGACCGUCUUCGAUGAGGCAAGACGUGCAGUUCGAGAUAGCAAACUUCAUCGAGUCUGGAUUCGUAACGGCCUCAUCUUCAUUAAGCGCCACUUGGAUACUUUGCCCAUUAGAGUACGACAUUGGAAGCAUCUGGACAGCCUCACCGCCGGUGCUCCGAAAACCUCCUCCGCAAUGACCUCAACUCGCGCACGCCAUCGCAUCUGCGUCCUUUUCAAUUCAAUCUGCGGGCGUCCCCGCUACGACGACUAGCCCUCAGCAGGCGCCUACAAUCAGACCUCGUGCGCCCCCGGCGUCUUGUGGUGCUCCCGGAGCCAGCCAUGCGGUUGCCGCCUGAUCUGCAUCUGCUGGUGAAACCUGACCUUCGCCGGCCGCCCCCUCUGCCGUCUUGAAUCCGCUUCGACUAUGUCAUGUGAACUGCCAAUCUCUUCUCUCCCACUUUGAUGAAUUCGUUUACUAUUUUUCCACCAACAGCUUUGACCUACUCGCCAUGUCUGAAACGUGGCUCAAGUCCAACGUCCCUGAUGAUUCGGUACGCCUCCCUGGCUUCUCGCUCCUGCGUGACGCGAUGAGACGCAGGCCUUUCCUACUGGCUAUAAUCUAUCGUCCUCCUAAACUAGGUCAUCUCGCCUAUUUCCAAGCAGAUUUCGAAAAGCUCCUAUCUUCCAUUCCGUCUGCUGUGAUAAUAGGCGACUUUAAUAUAGACCUAAAUCGUCAGUCCUUCGAUGCCACCUCGCUGCGAGAAUUUUGCGAGUGUAAUCAUCUCCAUAUUGUUCCGUUCUCUGACACACCACACAGCCACCUCGCACACUCGCAUAGAUUAUUGCUUGGUCAGCAAUAGUGCCUUUGUGCUGUCCCAUCGACAAUGUGCACUAUCCUUCCUCUCCUCACACGAUCUUAUCAAGGUCACCCUUGAUAGUCACUACAAUGGCCUUCCGCCUCGCAUCAUCUCUGCUCGCAAUUUCUCUAAUUAUAACCUCAAGACACUACAUAACCAUUUAGGCACCCUCGACUAGACCAUCGUAUACCAUUCCGACUUGCUCGACGAUAAGAUCGCUACCUUCAAUAAUCUUCUACUCUCAGCUCUUGACGCUCUUGCUCCGCUUCGCUCUUUCUGUGCCAGAAGACCUCCCGCCCCGUCGAUUCGGCGGAAACUGCGCUUAGCUAUGCGCGAAAGACUCAGCCAGAAAAGCCUUUUGCAGGCGUCUUUUCUCCUCCACUUUGAUCACUUUUCGUUUACUGCGCAACGGAGUAAACAACUUACUGGACAAAGCCAGGAAUGAUUAUCUUGCAGUGUCUCGAUUCUGCCUCUUCUCCCGCUCAGCUCUGGUCUGAGUUGCGAUCGAUGGGCCUUGCCAAGUCUCGCUCGCCCACUUUGUCUCCCAAUACAUCACCUGAUCAGCUAAACUUAUUCUUUACUGCAAGACAUCACUCCCAACCAUUUCCCUCCUUGUCCUCGACCUUCCGUACUUACUCCCUCCCUUUCUGCACCAACCACAGUUCCCGCUUCUUCCUUCUACUUUAAGCAUGUUACACCGGACAUCCUCUUAACAACUCUUGCUACGCGGUCAUCCAACGCUGCUAGCCCUAAUGAUCUUAAUCUUCGUUUUAUACUCGACUGUCUUCCCUACGUGUUUUAUGUCAUCCUGGAUCUUCUAAACCUCUCCCUUUCCUACCCUAUGGAAGCGCUCCCACGUAAUCCCUCUCCCUAAGAUCAAAACUCCUUCCUCUCUUUCAGACUACCGACCUAUCUCACUCUUAUGCUUCCUUUCCAAGAUCCUUGAGCACAUUGUUUAUGAUCAAUUGUCCUCUUAACUCUCGUCCCAUCUCCUCGAUUCUCUACAAUCCGGUUUUCGGUGUGGCUAUAACACGCAAACUGCGCUCGUGAAACUGGCGGAUGAUGUAAAGCAGGCCAUCGAUCAAAGAAUGGUCACCCUGCUCAUACUAUUCGACUUUUCCAAAGCCUUUGAUUCCGUCUGCCACAACCUACUUCUGAGCAAGCUUUCCAACUUCGACAUCUCCUCUCCUGUACUUCGCUGGUUUGAGUCGUAUCUCUUGACAAAACACAGCGUGUUCGCGGGCGCAACGAUUUCUCAGGGCUCCGUCCUUAGCCCCUUGCUCUUUGCCCUGUUCAUAGACGACCUAAGAGCUGUAUUCCGUCAUUCCCACCAUAUGUUAUACGCCGACGACCUAGAAAUAUACUUACAUUUCCGUCCAUCCAACCUUGCAAAUGCACUUGGGAAAAUCAGCGAGGACAUUUCUGCUAUCGAGAGGUGGGCAAACAACAACUGCCUCACGCUGAACACCUCCAAAACCAAGGCCAUUCUCAUGGGUAGUGCCCGCUACAUUAAUGCCAUCAACGCCAAUCAUGCUUUAGUCCUUACGCUUAAGGGGAGAUAUACACCUAGCAUGGUCGAAAAAAUCGAUUUUUUUUUUCAUUUUCUUGAUGCAUGAGGUCUCAAGAAUAUCUGAUUCAAAUUGCAAGUCAAUAUCUCGAUAAAUAACGAAGUUACAGCCGAGAGAGUGAACCGUCUCGGAGAGCGCGCCGUACCGCCUGUUUUGCGGCCGAGCCGAGAGGCAGGUAGCGGCAAGCGACCCUUCGAAAUGACCUGUUUUACGAUUCUAUUGUGUUUUCGGGUGUGCUCGGGUCCAGGUAUAACGGAAAUAUCCCACGACCGUUAUUCUUAGCCAGAAAUUGGAUGCCUUUCGUCAGUAGCUUGCCGUUCGUGCAACUGUGCGUUACAGUGAGUUUUUGUCUGUGAAUACAUAUUCUGAGGAAAAUGGAUAACAGAAAUAAAGGUUCUCGGGAAGCUCAUCAAUCCGGAUCUUUUCGCAAAGAUCGAAGCAAGAAGAUACCGCCUAAAAAUCGAUAUACUGCCGAAAAAGUAGAACUUUCCGACGAGAAUAUUAGUUCGAGUGCCAAAAAAUUGAAGACUGAUCGUGAGACAUCUGCGCCAGAAGAUCCAAACAUCGGGUAUCGAAUUUUGAAUUUUCUGGCAGUGUUUUCUGCCUUAUCGGAAUGUGUAAAAUGCAAAAAGUGUGAUAGUGAUGUUCGAUUCUCAAUAGAAAGCACUCGAGGGCUCGGUUUUAAAAUUGUAGUUUCAUGUUCAUCCUGCAAACCGACUUUCAUUCCUUCGUGCCCGUACAUCAAGACUGCUUACGAAAUAAAUACACGAUUCUUUUUUGUUAUGCGUUUAUUGGGGAUUGGUUUGCGUGGAGCUAUGAAAUUUUGUGGCCUCAUGGAUUUACCGCCUCCGGUUCAACAAACGACGUAUGAUAUGAUAAUUGAGAACAUUCAUUCUGCUGCUUCAAGUAUUGUUCAAUUGGUGUUAAAACAAGCUGUAAAAGAAGAACAACAGGAAAUAACAAAUCAAAAUUCGAGUGAUGAUAUCAAAAAACUGACCGUUUCAGGAGAUGGUACGUGGCGAAAACGUGGUUUUACCUCAUUAUAUGGAGUUGCGGUUCUCAUUGGUCACUUGACAGGAAAAGUCGUUGAUUUUAUUGUAAAGUCUGCUUAUUGUGCUGAAUGCAACUAUUGGAAUAAACACGUCAAUACCGAGCAAUAUCAGGAAUGGAAAUCUAAUCACGAAGAAAAUUGCCAGGCAAAUCAUGUCGGAUCGCCAGGCAAAAUGGAAGUAGACGCCAUGAAGGAAUUAUUUUCAAGAUCUGUCGAAAAACAUGGAGUUAUGUAAAUUAAUUAUGUUGGGGAUGGCGACUCUAAGACGUACACGGGAUUAGUAAAUGCGAAACCGUAUGGUGAGAUUGAGAUUAUAAAAAAAGAAUGCGUGGGACACGUUCAAAAGGGAACCCGUCUUCGCGAAUGCAAAAAAAAAUUCUGGAAUCGGCGGCAAAAACAAAUUGACGGCAAAGUUUACAGACAAACUGAGCAUUUACUAUGGCUUAGCCAUUCGAAGAAACAGUAACUCCAAGGAUGACAUGAAAAAAGCGAUAUGGGCAACAUUCUACCAUUACGGCUCAAUAGACAGCAAGCCUGAACAUCAUUUUUGUCCCGAAGGCCCCGAAUCGUGGUGCAAGUGGCAACAAGCGAAAGCUAAAGGAGGACUAAGGAAUUUCCGUCACGAUUAUUCAGCAUUGCCAAAAACGGUGUUAGAUGCCAUCAAACCAAUUUACGAAGACCUCAGCAAUGACAAAUUGUUGGAACGUUGUGUUGGCGGAUACACACAAAACAGCAAUGAGAGCUUCAACUAACUUAUUUGGAAAAUAGCUCCAAAAUCGAUGCACAGCGGGGCCAAAAUUGUUAACAUUGCUGCAUUUCUUGCAACAUGCACGUUCAACAAUGGUGUCACGUCAUUGUUAGAAAUCAUGAACGUGUUAGGAAUAUCGGUCGGAUCGGGCGCGCACUUGUACGCUGCGCAAGAAGACGAAACUCGCAUAGCGAAAGCCGAGCUGCAAGCGCAAGAACAGACGAAAGGUCGAAUACGGCGCCGACAACAAAAUUUAGAAAAUAUGAACAUUCCGUCAACCGUAGAAGACUUACACUAUGGGCCUGGUAUCGAUGAUUCCAUGUAAGUUGACAAAUUUAAUGAUUUAUUCAUUCACAAAUUUUCAAACGCGUUUUUCUCAAAACCACGUUUUUCAAAUCGGUACCCAAAAUUUCUCGAAAACCAUUGAACCGAUUGCUUUGAAUUUUUUUGUGGUUAUUCUAUACAUCAUUAUCUAGUACUUGUCAUAGGAUUUUUUUUUGUUGGUUAGUUUUUGUUUUAUAGGUAAAAUAAUAACUAAUUUUUGGUCGAAAAAUCGCUAUGUUAUGUUCAAACGUCCGCCAUUUUGUCAUAAAUCAAUAUUUUCAAAAUCGGCUAUGACAAGUACUAGAUUAUAGUAUCUAAUUUAAUAAUCUUUUUGGUUUUUUGUUUCAGAUGAUUUUUGAGGAAACGCUAGUGGGUACCGUUUUUCCGGAUUUUUUUACGGCGCUGUAAAGAUUAUACUACAACUUCGUCAAUUUUUGAUUUUUUUUAAUAAAAAAAUUGGACAUAUUCCUGAAUGUGUAUACUUUUAGAUAGAAAAACUCCCAAUACGAAAUUUCAAAUAGUUUUCCUUAAAAAAAUUCACAAAAAUGACCUUUUUUCCGGCUGCUAGGUGUAUAUCUCCCCUUAAUGGCACACCCAGCGAAAUUACAAAGCGCGUAACCAACCUCGGCUUGACCUUUACUAGUGUGCUGAGCUGGAAUGAGCAGAUUAAGUCAACCUCUCAACGGGUAAAUGAAGUGCUCUAAAAUAUUACAGGCAUUGCCUGUCGCGUCCUCUACGAGUGCGACUGGUGUCCUCUCUAAUUUUCCCAUUCUUUGAUUAUUGUUCUGCCGUCCUAACUAAUCUAACUGGUCAGCAAAGUCUCAAGCUCAGACGGUUUAUGAAUGCGCUUCAUUUUUUACCUCCGCUAGGACGAUCAUGCCUCCCAUCUCUAUCUCCAGCUCGGUUAGCUGAGUGCGGAGGACAGGAGGUCUUACCUCAUCGGCUGCCUGAUCUACUCUGUCAGCAAUACUGGGACACCUCCCUAUCUAGCAUCCAGGUUGGUGCCUCGCGCACGACCAGGCACUACUUCUAGGGUUUCUCCGCUCGACUUUGCUGUACCUUCCAGUCGUAUAUCAACUUACCAGCGCUCAUUUUCCAUAGCUACUCCUUCGUUUUGAAACUCAUUUCCCGCACCCAUCCGCGGUGCUGUUUCCAUUAGCGCUUUUAAGCGUAAUCUUCACCUUCUGCUUCAUAGUAAGGCUCCUCAUUAGGCCUAACUACGUUGUAGACAAUGUCUUAUUAAAUUAACAUGUUUCUUUACUUUACUUAUUUUUCUUACUUUUCUCUCUUUCGUUCUCGUUUUCAUUUGCUUAGUACAUACAUUUUUUCUUUCUGUUGUAUUAUAUAAAUAUAUAUUGUAUUUUUUGUUCUGUUUAUUUUUUUUCCUAUUAUGUCUGUAUAUUAUAUUCACUGUUCGCUCGCGCUGGACAUCUUAUUUAGCACAUUUUUAUUUCUAUUCUAAUUAUUGUUUUUAUAUGUAUUUCUAUUAUUAUCUUUAUAUUUGUUAUUAGUUUUAAGUUGAACUAUUCUCUGAUCUGUAUCAUCUGUAUAUUUUGCCUGUUCUUAGAGGGUUUACCCUAAGACUGUAAUAAAUGCCAAUUAAUCAAUCAAUCAAUCCCUCUCUGUCUCUCUCCCUCUCUUUCUUUUUCUCACUUACCUUGUACAGGUUCGACGUUUUUACUGUUGCAAUUUGGAUGAACUUCACGAUCGUGAAAAAGUAGCAUAAAAAACCUCUCACGUUCCUAUGUGACAAAUUAACGUCAAGAAAUACACCAAGUUUGUUUCUCUCUUAAAAAUUGUAUCAUAAAACUUGUAACACUUUCACAAAUUAAUUCACACCCUUAAUGGAUAGCACAAGACUGAUUUACGAGCUCGCGGGGACGCGGAAACGCUUGUCGCGUCGUAUUUUGCUACACGGCAAGCGUUUCCGCGUCCAGUAUGCAGGAGCCAAUAGUCUUUGCGUUGGAUCACGUCGGGUUAUGUGUGUUAUGCGUUCUUACUUCAAGUGAUUUCAAGUAAUUAACUGUUAAUACUAAUUAAUAAUAAUAAAGUAAUAGAAUCGUUCGUAAAUCGGUCUUGUGCUAUCCAUCAAGUAUGUGGGUAAAUCCGUAAAAUUGUCACAAGUUUUGUGAUACAAUUUCUGAAGAAAAUACAAACUUGGUGAGAGAGAGAGAGGAAAGAGAGAGAGAGAGAGAGAGAGAAAGAGAGAGAGACAGUGGUGUGUGUGUGCGCGCGCGUGUUUUAUGCUUUUAUGCGGUAGAAUAAUUCUCAUUGUCAAACAGUUAAUCGCAAGAGUGCCUCGUGUAAGCGUCCGCGUCAGACGAUGAGUUGCGCCGCUUCUAUCUAUCAUGUUUACACGGCCCAUAAUUCGCUAACUUUAUUCUCUUAUAAUUCAAAAAGUGAGCGUCGGACAAAAUUUUCGUAUCGGAAAAAUCGGGUCAAAAUUUACCUAAAAACACGUCUUUACAGGGACACAUGGGUCAUUCUAAAUCACCCUGUAUAAUAAACAGUAAAUCCAAAGAGAAUUAAAAGAUAGAAACGUCAAACAUUAGUAAACAAUUCUGUAUAUAACAGAUCUAAAAAAUUUGUGUCUGCAAAUUUAAAGGCUGUUUUUAUUUUUGAAUAUAAAUUAUUUUGAAUAAAAAUAAUAAAAUUUUGUAUUAACCCGUAAUGGUCACACUUCCAAAUAAUACAUAAUGAUCACAUAGGAACCACUGGACCCCUUUGCACAAAAUCAGUCGCCAUUUGCCAGCUUUUUGAUAUAUCGU
Messenger RNA from Solenopsis invicta (red fire ant), 11924 nucleotides. RefSeq names its product transmembrane protein 170A. The transcript is spliced from 5 exons. The coding region runs from base 7408 to 8319 and encodes 303 amino acids. The record is from RefSeq and is a predicted model, not a curated record. Lineage: Eukaryota; Metazoa; Arthropoda; Insecta; Hymenoptera; Formicidae.